Molecule: messenger RNA, 915 nt
Organism: Paraglomus brasilianum
Lineage: Eukaryota; Fungi; Glomeromycota; Glomeromycetes; Paraglomerales; Paraglomeraceae
Source: the annotation of a GenBank genome assembly
AUGCCUUUUGGUCAGAUAGUUAUUGGGCCUCCAGGCUCCGGGAAGACCACUUAUUGUCAUGGCAUGCAGCAAUUCUUUAAUGCUACUGGACGAAAAGUCUCCGUGAUAAAUCUUGAUCCGGCCAAUGAUCAUGUUCCCUACGAUUGUGCAGUGAAUGUCUCUGAUCUUAUUACUCUUGAGGAAUCAAUGGAUGAACUUAAACUCGGUCCUAAUGGUGGUAUUAUGUACUGUAUGGAGUUUCUGGAGAAGAAUUUUGAUUGGCUCGAGGACGAACUGAAAGCUCUUGGAGACGAUUACGUAUUGUUUGAUUUGCCGGGCCAAGUUGAAUUGUUCACUCAUCAUGAUUCAGUCAAGAAUAUUAUUGAAAAAUUGGUCAAGCUGGACUAUAGACUGGUAACUGUGCAUUUAGUAGAUGCGCAUUACUGUACAGAUGCGACCAAGUAUAUUGCCAUGUUAUUAUUGUCAUUAAAGACAAUGAUACAGAUUGAAUUGCCUCAUGUGAAUGUAUUAUCCAAAGUUGAUCUGAUAGAGUCAUAUGGGGAACUUGCAUUCAAUCUGGACUUUUACACAGAAGUUCAAGAUCUGUCAUAUCUGCUGGGUCAAUUGGAUGAUAGUCCAUUCGGACAAAAAUUCAAAGACCUUAACAGGGCCUUAUGCAACCUUGUUGAAGACUUUUCACUUGUUGCAUUCUAUACACUUUGUAUAGAGGACAAGAAAUCAGUGCUUGAAUUAGUGAAGGUAAUAGACCGUGCCAAUGGAUACGUCUUUGGAGGUCAGUUACAUGGAGAUGAAAACCUCAUAUUUUCCGCCACAAUUAGUGAUCAUGGAUUCAUGAGCGAUAUCAUGGAAAUACAAGAGAAAUGGACUGAUUCAGGACAUGGAGCAGAAUACAUAGAAAAUUCUGCCGAUUCAUAA